Molecule: messenger RNA, 4520 nt
Organism: Scheffersomyces stipitis CBS 6054
Lineage: Eukaryota; Fungi; Ascomycota; Pichiomycetes; Serinales; Debaryomycetaceae
Exons: 2
Coding region: 194-4465 (1423 amino acids)
Biological process (GO): transmembrane transport
Cellular component (GO): plasma membrane
Molecular function (GO): ATP binding; ATP hydrolysis activity; ABC-type xenobiotic transporter activity
Source: RefSeq, a predicted model, not a curated record
UUAUAUAUAAUUCAUCUGUUCCCAUUCAUAGCAUCAUUAUUAAUUUGUAGCCGAAAUCGUGUCGAUUUUAUCUGCUAAGAAUUUUCCACUACCCCAGGUCUAAGUGAGAAAAUAAGUCUCCAGUUCUACUUUUGAUUUUCACAACCAGACACAUUUUUUGAAUUUUCCAGUCUCACAUCAAAAAGAUACCAACAUGGAAGUCAGGCUCGAGUCGGGCUCGGAGCUCGUCAGACAGAAUCGUCUCCUCAGUUUUCUUCUCUCGAAGAAUGUGCCUCAUCUACCCACCGACGAAGAGAGAAAGAUAUAUCCAGAGGGAACUACCAACUUCUUCUACAGAUUCUUUUUCUGGUGGUUGAACCCGGUGAUGAGAACCGGAUACAAGAGAACAUUGGAACCCCAGGACUUGUUCAAGUUAUCGGACGAUAUCAAGAUCGAGAACAUGGCUAAUAGGUUCUACCAUUACUUUGAAAGAGACCUUGAAAGAGCCAGGACAAAGCAUGUGGAGAAAAAGUGCAAAGAAAGAGGCGAAACUUUAGCAACAACAAAGGUUGACCCAGAAGAAGAUUUAAAAGACUUUGAAUUGUCGAAAUUCACAACUGUUUUCGCAUUGUUCAAAACCUUCAAGUACCAGUAUUCUGCAGCUUGUGUCUUCUUGUGUAUGGCUAACAGUGCUUCUACUUGUAACCCAUUACUUCUCAAGAAGUUGAUCCAGUAUGUGGAAAGAAAAGCUUUGGGUGUAGAAGAAGGUAUUGGAAGAGGGUUGGGCUACUCUUUUGGAGCUUCGGCCAUAGUUUUCCUCAUUGGUGUCCUGAUUAACCAUUUCUUCUACAGAUCCAUGUUGACUGGAGCCCAGGCUAAGGCCGUUUUGACCAAGGCAUUAUUAGACAAGUCUUUCAGACUCAGCGCUGAAGCUAAACACAAGUAUCCUGUAGGAAAAAUCACAUCUAUGAUGGGUACAGACUUGGCGAGAAUUGAUUUUGCUAUUGGAUUUCAACCUUUCUUGAUUAUUUUCCCCAUCCCUAUCAUCAUUGCAGUAGCCAUCUUGAUCGUUAAUAUCGGAGUAUCUGCCCUUGUAGGUGUUGCCAUUCUUGCAUUCUUCUUUUGUGCCAUUGCUGUAUCAACGAGAAAGUUGUUUGCCUAUAGAUUCACAGCCAACAAGUUCACCGAUGCGAGAGUGGACUUCAUCAAGGAAGCAUUGAACAACUUGAAGAUCAUCAAGUUCUACUCGUGGGAACCUCCUUACCACGAGAAUAUCUCAGACAUCAGAAGGAAGGAAAUGAGAAUCAUCUAUAGAAUGCAAGUGUUGAGAAACAUCAUUACUGCCUUCUCAAUGUGUUUGACAUUGUUUGCUUCCAUGAUCUCCUUCUUGGUUUUGUAUGCUGUAGACAAGAAUAGAAAGGAUCCUGCUUCUAUUUUCUCGUCCAUCUCCUUGUUCAACGUGUUGACGCAGCAGGUGUUUUUGGUUCCUAUGGCUUUAUCUUCGGGUGCUGACGCCUAUCUUGGUAUCGGUAGAGUUGGUGAGUACUUGUCGAGUUCAGAAACCAACCUUGAAGAAACCAGGAUCCAUGCUGAUGGUGAGAAAUUGAUCGAAAUGGACAAAGAAAAUGUAGCCAUCGAAAUAGACGGUGCUCACUUUGAGUGGGACACUUUUGACGACGAUGAGGAAGAAGAUUUAGAUGACGAAGAUGAUAAGGAUAAGGCUGAAGAGGGCCAUGACGAGAAGCCAAAACAAGCUCUUUCAGCUAGCGCAAAGCAUCAUACUCACAAGGAAACAUUCCUCGAAAAGAAAGACUCGACAAAGACUUUUGUGCCUUUCCCCGGGUUGACCAAUAUUAACUUGACCAUUAACAAGAACGAGUUUGUAGUUGUGACUGGUUUGAUUGGUACUGGUAAGUCCUCGUUGUUAAACGCCAUGUCUGGGUUCAUGAGACGUACUUCUGGAUCUGUUAAUGUAGAUGGUGAGUUAUUGUUGUGUGGCUACCCCUGGGUUCAGAAUGCCACUGUUAGAGAUAACAUUGUUUUUGGAUCGGAAUGGGACGAAGAAAAAUAUAAUAACGUCAUCUAUGCCUGUUCUUUGGAAAGUGACUUGGAAAUCUUGCCUGCUGGAGAUCAGACCGAAAUCGGAGAAAGAGGUAUCACUUUGUCUGGAGGCCAGAAGGCCAGAAUCAACUUGGCCAGAGCUGUGUAUGCCGAAAGAGAUAUUAUCUUGAUGGACGAUGUCUUGUCUGCUGUAGAUGCAAGAGUAGGAAGACAUAUCAUGAACAACUGUAUUCUAGGCUUGUUGAAAGAUAAGACAAGAGUGUUGGCUACACAUCAAUUGUCUUUGAUUGGUUCUGCUGACAAGGUUGUUUAUUUGAAUGGUGAUGGAACUAUAGAUGUAGGCACCUUUGAAGAGUUGAAGGCUAGAAACAUUAGCUUUGCUAAUUUGAUGGCUUACAACAGUGAAGCCAAGGAAGAAGAGGAAGAAGAAGAAGUGGAGGAAGACGAAGAAGUGGUAGAAAACGAAAGAGAAAUGAUUCAACGUCAACUCUCCAAGGUAACCAAGCCAGAAGACGAAGAAGCCGAACACAAAGACUUCAACAAGAAUGAACAUCGUGACGGCCAUUUGACAGAACAGGAAGAAAGAGCAGUCAAUGGUAUCAACGCUGAAGUGUACCAACAGUACAUCAAGCUCGGUUCUGGUAAGUUUAGUCCCUGGCUCUUUUGCCCCUUGCUUGUUUCAUUGAUGAUCUUGUCUACCUUCUGUCAGUUAUUCACCAACACCUGGUUGUCGUUCUGGACUGAGUUCAAGUUCACUAACAAAUCCAAUGGUUUCUACAUCGGCUUCUACGUCAUGUUCACUGUGUUGAGUUUCAUCUUGUUGACCUGUGAAUUCGUCAUGCUUGUGUAUUUGACCAAUACUGCUUCUGUUCGUUUGAAUAUCAUGGCUAUCGAAAAGGUUUUGCAUGCCCCAAUGGCUUUCAUGGACACCACCCCCAUGGGAAGAAUUCUCAACAGAUUCACUAAGGAUACUGAUGUCUUGGAUAACGAAAUCGGUGACCAGUUGAGAUUCCUUGUGUUCGUUUUUGCCAAUAUUAUCGGUGUCUUGAUCUUGUGUGUUAUCUACUUACCUUGGUUUGCUAUUGCCAUUCCUUUCUUGGGUUUCUUGUUUGUUGCUGUGGCCAACUACUAUCAGGCGUCGGCUAGAGAAAUCAAGAGAUUAGAAGCUGUGCAAAGAUCAUUUGUUUACAACAACUUCAACGAAACCUUGAGUGGUAUGAACACCAUCAAGGCUUACAAUGCUGAAUACAGAUUCUUGGAGAAGAAUAAUGAAUUGAUCGACAAUAUGAACGAAGCUUAUUAUCUUACUAUUGCUAAUCAACGUUGGUUGGCCAUUCAUAUGGAUAUCAUUGCUACCAUUUUUGCCUUGUUGAUUGCUUUGCUCUGUGUCAACCGUGUGUUCAACAUCACUGCUGCCUCUGUAGGUUUGUUGUUGUCGUAUGUUUUCCAGAUUGCGGGUCAGUUGUCUAUGCUUAUUAGAACCUUCACCCAAGUUGAAAACGAAAUGAAUUCAGCUGAAAGACUUGCCAGUUACGCAUUUCAUUUACCUGAAGAAGCUCCUUAUCUCAUCAAUGAAAGAACCCCAGCUCCAAGCUGGCCAGACAAGGGUAUUGUCAAGUUUGAUAAUGCUUCGUUAGCGUACAGACCUGGUUUACCAUUGGUGUUGAAGAAUCUUUCCUUUGAAGUAAAGCCUUCGGAAAAGAUUGGUAUUUGUGGUAGAACUGGUGCUGGUAAGUCAUCUAUCAUGACUGCUUUGUACAGGUUAUCAGAAUUGGAAUCUGGUAAGAUCACCAUUGAUGACGUUGACAUUGCAAGUCUUGGGUUGAAGGAUUUGAGAUCUAAGUUGUCAAUUAUCCCCCAGGAUCCAGUGUUGUUCAGAGGCUCUAUCAGGAAGAACUUGGAUCCUUUCAAUGAAAGCUCGGAUAGUAAGUUGUGGGAUGCCUUGGUGAGAACUGGUUUGAUUGAUCCUUCUAGAUUAGAUAUAGUCAAGAAGCAAGUUAAGACACAGUCUACUGAAGAUGAAGAAGGGUCUAUUAUCCACAAGUUCCACUUGGAUCAGCAGGUUGAAGAUGAAGGUUCCAACUUCUCUUUGGGUGAAAGACAAUUGAUUGCCUUUGCCAGAGCUUUGGUGAGAGACUCCAAGAUUUUGAUUUUGGAUGAAGCCACUUCGUCCGUCGAUUACGAGACGGAUUUCAAGAUUCAAACCUCUAUCAUCAAGGAAUUCUCGCAAUGUACCAUCUUGUGUAUUGCGCACAGAUUGAAGACGAUUAUUAAUUACGAUAGAAUCUUGGUGUUGGACAAGGGAGAAAUCAAGGAGUUUGACACUCCAUGGAACUUGUUCAACAUUAGCAAUGGUAUUUUCCAGCAAAUGUGCCAGAAGUCUAAUAUUACGGAGGAAGACUUCGCCAACCUCAAAAAUUUCUAGUACAACAGCGUUUGUACGCUCAUAGCCUAAUAAAAUAAUAUAUAAAGAAGUAUUA